This is a messenger RNA of Symbiodinium sp. CCMP2592, 3039 nucleotides long. NCBI's taxonomy places the organism in Eukaryota, Dinophyceae, Suessiales, Symbiodiniaceae. The record is from the annotation of a GenBank genome assembly.
AUGGCUGCACCACAGCUGAAGUUUCAUGGCUCCCCGUGGCGGAUGACUGCCGCAACGCUUCCGGCACUGCUGCUGUUGCUGUGCUUCUACUCUGCGGAGGAGUAUCUGGGCUCGGUCUUUUGUCUGCUCUUGUCGGUGGCUUUCGUAGCCCUAGCUCUACACACCGGCAUUGCGCCUGCCUACUUUCCUCAUGUGGACCAUCCCCUGCACGUGCUCGACCGGCUACGAUGGGGCUGCGGCUGCGUCGCCCUUCUGAUCCUCUUCGUGGCGUCCCGGUGCAGCAAUGGGUGCGUCUUCUCCUACGUGAGCCUACGCUCGCAAGCAGUUCUGAGCGUGCAGGACUACUCCGAAGCUGGCGUGGCCGAUGCUGGGCUUGUGCAGAUCAAUGGCCUCAUGGACAGCAGUCGGGUUGGAGCGGUGGCCUCAUGCAGCUCCUGUUCAGCCAGCGAAUGUGCCAGGAAGGACUGCAGGAGAGAAGCUGCUCUCAAUAACAUCUCGGACCUUCCUCAGAUGGAGGGCUUCCACAAGCUGAGCUUUCUUGACAACCAGAUCCUCUUCCGUCGUCUCAGCGGUGCGGGUGGUGGUGGGGGUGGUGGAGGUGGCGGCGGUCACGGAAAAGGCAACACUUGCUCGAUCACAUGCCUCUACGUUGCGCCUUUGUUGCCAGCCGCUUAUGCAAAAGACUCGUCCAUGCACACGGGACGACCUCUGGCCUGGGCAGUGCAGUCUGGGUCCGCGCCCAGCCAAGAGCAGAAACUCGAAGUGAUCGGUACUUCUCGUUUCGAUUGGUGGUCUGGCAACCGCAAAGGGUAUCAGCGAGCCAUGGAUGAUCUGCUGCGCAACCAACUACCUGCGGGCUUGCGUCACUGUGAUGGCCUCCAGGCUGUCCCCGAUUCCAAAAGCUGGUGGACGGGUUGCAGCCACAAUGGCUUCAUCGACUGCCCGCGGGAGCUCAAAGGGGAGUGCUGCUGCCCCCUGGGCCACCGAAUCGUCGAAGAUCGGUGCGAGCCUUGUGGUGACUUCGCCGAUGCCGUCGAAGAGCUGCAUGCUCUGCCUUUGCUCUACACUCUCAGCCCUGAGUCCGGCAAGUCAAGCUUUCAUGUCAUGCUGCUGCUCGCCUUUCUCACGCUGCCGCUUCCGUGGGCCUUCCAAGCGCAGCUGAGAUGGCUCCUUGGCUGGAAGCGCGCGGAGGAGGCGUUUCUACACUACGCUGUCCGGCAUCAGCGGAAGGAGGCAGCGGAAAGCUGGGGAAAGCUCGGAAGGAGGGGAUCGUCCCAGGGGCCCAUCACCGUGGAGGUAAGUUCGAUCUCCGGCGAAACCCGAAAGGCCUCGGGAUUCCACGGCUCCUCUCUUCUCCUACAUCUUCGAAAGGAAGCGUCAGCCAUCUUCCACAUGGACUUCGUGAAUGUUGGCCUGGUGGUCGGUUCCCGGGUGCUGCCAACAGAUUUGGAUUUCAAGACCCUGGACAAGCUGGGCAUUGGCAAUGGCACCUCCCUGUCCGUGGUGUUCAUGCCGCCUGAAGAGCCUUCUUGGCGCGACCGCCUUGCCGGGACCUCGGAGAGCCAUGCCUACACCUUCUUCCGACGCAAUCGCAACGUCUACCGUGCAAGAGACUGCCAACACCUUGCACAGCUGCGUUUGGCCCAGGGCAACACGAUCAACUUCGGGCAGUCGUAUACCAAGGGCUGGACCUGUGACGGCUGCGAGAAGUUCUUUGCGCCUGGUACAAUGCUGCGCAGCCUGUGCAAGUUUCUGGCCUGGGUGUUGGCCCAGCUGUCGCGGAAAGCUUUCCAGUCAGAGCUGCAUCGCAGUGCCGUUCGGUAUCAGCCGAGACUGGCGACGGCACCGGAUACAGCAGUAGGUGCGGAUCAAGUUCAGCAGGAAGCCGGUAAGGCCAAGUCUCAUCUCCUGUGCACCAUGCUCCGCCUGGCCUUUGCUAUCCUUUGCGCUUGCUGUGCCAGCUUCACUGCUUCAGCAGCUGUAUCCGAUUCCGAGCCGACCAACAUAUCCGACAUCAACCUCUACGAUAUCCUCGGCUAUGACAUCCUCCACGUCAACACUAACAUCCACACGGUGCAGUUGCCCUCAUCGUUAUUGAGCUUUCGUGGAGGGGACUGGAUCAGUGAGCAGGGGAGCAUCAUCGGUGUUGCGCUGCUUGUCUUCACCCCGUGCGGUGCAUUGUUGCUCGGCUGUUGCUCGAUGCGCUUCAGAGACUUCUGCUGCGGCCCGACCCAGAAGAGCCUACACGGGCUCGCGCAGUUUGUGAGGAUGUUGAUGACCUUGGGUUCUUUCUGGGAGAGUGUUGGCUUCUUCAUCCUCUUCUACAGCACCCUGAAGCAUUCUCCGGCUAUCGCGGUCGUUGUGACCUUCAGCUACAGCCUUCUACGAGGUGUGGUACUUCUGAUCUGGCAGCGCAACCCCAGAAACCCCCCCGAGAGUGUCAAAAAAGCAGAGCGCAAGCACUUGCAGCCGGUGUCGGUGUAUACGGACCUCCAUGUGGGGAACUUCUUCGAAUGCGGGAUCGUGUUUGUGCUUCAGGUGAUGCUCUACAUGUUUCUGCUGCUCACCGUUUUCUAUCAGGAGAAGCUUGUGGACGAGGAAGUCACAGAGCAGCAGUUCCUAUUCUACGUGUGCGGCUCAGCCGUUGGUUUGGUCUUAAGGCUGAGGGAGCGGUCCUUCGUGGCAGCCGAGUGGUUGCCCUUCUGGCACCCGUACUUCUAUGAAGGCUUCCAAAAAGACCACCAUUGGCCCAGAGUGCGGGUGAUUUUAUCAUGGAUUGCAAACGAGGCAUUUUCCGGCACAAUUUUCUUCUUGCUUCCAGUAAUCUUGAUGUACUCACCCGACCUCUUGGAGUUUGUGAAAGAUGCAACGUGCAUCGUGUUCAUCGCAAAAAUGGACGACCUGCAGAACACAGACGAGGAGCAGUGGAUCGUCAACGAAGAGCUUGGCAGCAAGGAGAAGCAGGAAGAAAUCCAGAAGAUGGUGGUCGAGUUCGUAGAGAAGUUGGAGAGAGACCGGGUUGGCUUUUGGGUUGUGUAG